Messenger RNA from Capsicum annuum, 630 nucleotides. RefSeq lists its product as uncharacterized. The transcript has a single exon. The coding region runs from base 1 to 630 and encodes 209 amino acids. The record is from RefSeq and is a predicted model, not a curated record. Lineage: Eukaryota; Viridiplantae; Streptophyta; Magnoliopsida; Solanales; Solanaceae.
AUGUCAGAAUACACUAAAUUGAUGAAGGACCUCAUGAUAAAUAAAAGAAGAUUCAGCUAUGAUCCUGGGGAUAACCUUCAUCAUUAUAGCACUAUUGCUACUAGAUCACUAGUGCAGAAAAAAACUGAUCCGGGAGCAUUUACUGUUCCUUAUACUAUCAGAGCAUUUAACUUUGCAAAAGAUCUUUGUGAUCUUGGAGCAAGCAUCAACCUGAUUCCUUUUGUGGUCUUUAAAUAUUUAGUUUUAGGAUAUCCUAUGCCUACUAAUAUAUGGUUUCUGAUGGCAGAUAGGUCAAUGAAGAAAUCGGUAGAAAUUCUGUAUGAUGUACUUGUGAAUGUAGAUAGCUUCAUAUUUUUGGUAGAUUUUAGAAUUCUUGAUUGUGAAGUGGAUUUUGAAGUAACUAUAAUCUUAGGUAGGCUAUUUUUAUCGACUAGAAGAGUACUAAUUGAUUUGGAUUUUAAUGAGCUAAAAUUUAGGCUCAAUGAUGAAGAAGUCAGCUUUGAUAUAUGCCAAUCUAUGAGGCCACAGAAGGAAAUGAGUGUUGUUCCAUUCAUUGAUGUUUUAUAUGAUGAUGAUAUGGAGGUAUCAAUUGAGGAAAUGUUUGUUGUGGAGACUUUAGCUAUAGUUUAG